Alnus glutinosa is the source of this 1218-nucleotide messenger RNA. RefSeq names its product peroxidase 40-like. Gene Ontology annotation, biological process: hydrogen peroxide catabolic process; response to oxidative stress. The record is from RefSeq and is a predicted model, not a curated record. NCBI's taxonomy places the organism in Eukaryota, Viridiplantae, Streptophyta, Magnoliopsida, Fagales, Betulaceae. The transcript is spliced from 4 exons. Bases 29 to 1033 code for a protein of 334 amino acids. Gene Ontology annotation, molecular function: peroxidase activity; heme binding.
AAUUUAUAUAUUAACCUUUUGUGAUCAGAUGGCCACGUACUUGGGUUUCUGUGUACUUGUGACCAUGCUUAAACUUGCGAUUGCAUUUGCAAACACCCCAGACACCUUCAACGAAUCAGCAUGCGGUGAAAUAUCUGUAGGGUUUGGCACAUACCAAGACAUCUGCCCUGAGGCAGAGCCCAUCAUCUUCUCCUGGGUCGAAAAGGCUGUCGCCGAGGACCCCAGAAUGGCUGCCUCCCUGCUUCGUCUCCAUUUCCACGAUUGUUUCGUUAAUGGGUGUGAUGCUUCGGUGUUGCUAGAUGACACGCAGAAUUUUGUUGGAGAAAAAACUGCAGCUCCGAACUUGAAUUCUCUGAGGGGGUUUGAAGUAAUAGACGCCAUUAAGUCAGAGCUCGAAUCUGUUUGCCCUCAAACCAUUUCUUGUGCUGACAUCCUUGCAACUGUUGCCAGAGACUCUGUUGUUCUGUCUGGCGGACCAGCUUGGGAAGUCCAAAAGGGGAGGAGGGACAGCUUGAGUGCAAGCAAAGCAGCAGCAAACAACAACAUCCCAAGCCCAAACUCGACCGUCGCAACCCUCGUGGCCAAGUUCGAGAAUGUUGGCCUUGCGCUCAACGACAUGGUCGCCCUCUCCGGUGCACACUCAAUCGGCAAAGCCCGAUGCCCAACAUUCAGCGCUCGACUACAAGGAACCAACCAAAAUGGCCCGGAUAAUAAUCUUGAUUUUGUUGCCUCACUUCAGCAGCUAUGCUCAGGAUCAGAUAGCAACAGUGCACUAGCACAUCUUGACCUGGUAACCCCGGCCACAUUUGAUAACCAGUACUACAUUAACCUUCUUUCCGGACAGGGAUUGCUUCCGUCCGACCAGGUUCUUGUCGGCGGUGGCGAACAAACGCGUGAAAUAGUUGAAACCUAUGCGGAAGACCCAUUUGUGUUCUUUGAGGACUUCAAGAUUUCUAUGCUGAAAAUGGGCAGCUUGGGGGUUCUAACAAGGUCCAAUGGUGAGAUUCGCAAGAACUGUAGGACUACUAAUUAAUAAUAACUUAGCUUUAUAUUUGAAUAAACCUCGUAUAGAGGGCGUCGUGGCAUGCCCACGCUUUGCUAUAGGAUAUGCUUAUUUCCUUUAGAGAAGUAUUAAUCAAAUAGAUGCCUGCCAUAGUCAUCCCAAUUUGAUUAUAUUUUGCUUUCAAAUCAUUCGUUUUUCUUGGCCAGAAUUGAUUG